This is a messenger RNA of Salvia splendens (bonfire salvia), 963 nucleotides long. Its product is annotated as LIM domain-containing protein WLIM2b. NCBI's taxonomy places the organism in Eukaryota, Viridiplantae, Streptophyta, Magnoliopsida, Lamiales, Lamiaceae. The record is from RefSeq and is a predicted model, not a curated record. The transcript is spliced from 5 exons. The coding region runs from base 35 to 715 and encodes 226 amino acids.
AGUUUUUCUUCAACAAAAAAAAAAGAAGAAGAAAAUGGCAGGUUAUGGGACAACGCAGAAAUGCAAAUGUUGUGAUAAAACUGUACAUUUUGUAGAGAUGAUGUCCGUGAAUGGAGUUCCAUAUCAUAAGUCAUGCUUCAAAUGCAAUCAAUGCAAUGGACGUCUCUCUAUGAGUAACUACUCUGCUGUGGAUGGAGAACUAUACUGCAAGCCUCACUAUGAACAACUCUUUAAAGAAAGUGGAAACUACAAUUUUAGCAAGUCUCCAGCAAAACCAGUAGAACCACAGAAGACUCCCCCUAGUAAAUUCUCCUCCAUUUUCUCCGGCACUCAAGAAAAAUGUGCAAACUGCAAGAAGACAGUGUAUCCAUUGGAGAAGAUAACAGUGGAGGGUGAUUUCUACCACAAGAAUUGCUUCAAGUGUGCUCAUGGAGGGUGCCUCAUCACACCCUCAUCCUAUGCUGCUUUGGAUGGAACAGUCUACUGCAAAAUCCACUUUGCUCAGCUCUUCAAGGAGAAAGGUAGCUACUCCAAUAUCACUAAGAAGAAGAAUGCUGGAGAUUCCACGCCCAACGACUCUGAGGCUGAGCCAGACAAUGACCCCGAGCCUGCCUCUGCACCCGAGGAUGAGGUUGUGGCUGAACCUGAACCCGAGCCAGAGCCUGAGCCUGAGGCUGAUCAACCGAGUGGAUCACCCCAAGCAGUUGAGAAUUAGGGAGGGAAGACAACAAUUUAUAACAUUUUCUUGCUUUUUUGUUUUUUAAUUUAUUUCGAAAUUUCAUCGAAUUUUAUUUUUUGAUGAAAUUAUUUAUUGCAUGUAUGAUCAUUUUAUAUUUCUCAGGAUUGCAUAGGGUCACGUUUGAUUGAGAAUGUUUGCACGUAUGUAAUAGUAUCUUAUUAUCUCUCUAUGUAUACAUACUUUACCAUGUGAAUUCAUUUAAAUUUUUAGCACUUUAUAUUUUA